GGAGAGGCAGAAAAAUGGAUAUGUUACAUAAAGUGGUGAAUUUCUGCAUCCAACACCAAACCGUUCUUGGUUACAGCACCAUGUCCCUCCUGACGGCUGCCAGUGAGUUCAUCUUCUCAUCUGUGGUGUUCAAGUGUCCCUGCAAUUCUUGGAACUUGGUAUAUGGUUCCUCCUUCCUCUUUGCUCCUGCCCUCGUGCUCUUGCUGCUCGGCUGCAUGGUGAAUGUCAGGAUAUGGCGUCUGUUGACAGGCAAAUGUUCUCCAGAGAAGCAGUGCAUUUCCUGUGGAACCUGUGCCCGCUACUGCCAGCUGUUGGUGCCAAUGGCAGCCAAAACCUUGGUGGCCCCGCUCACCUGGAUAGUGGUGGCCCUGUUAGGAGCCAACUUCUACGAGUGUGCGGCCAGCGGAAGCAUACAGAUACAACGCUUCUUCUGUAAAGAUAAUGCGAUUAACUUCAGCUGCCAAAAAAUCCUGUCCAAAAUACCCUGUGAUAAAGAAUUAUCAGCAAAGCUAUCAAGUGAAUGGCUCAGCCUCCAGGCACAGUCCCAGGUGAUAGGAUGGUUCCUGAUAGCCAUCAUCGUGACUGUGGCACUGAUUUCAACAUGUGCCAGCCACUGUUGCUCCCCGGUUAGCUAUCUUCAGUUCAUGUUCUGGAAAAGUUACACAGAAAAAGAAGAUGAACUCUUUGAGAUGAAAGCCAAAGAGCAUGCAACUGAGCUAGCAGAAAGAAAUACAAAUUGCUUUUUUGAAGCCACUGACCCAGCACCAUUUCAUACCCCCAGCAAUGAAGACUGGCAGAAGAUUUCAUUGUUGUAUACCUUUAAUUCAGAUAAGCAGUAUUACAGCAGGAUACACAAGUAUGUGGACACCAACAGAGUCAACAGCACCGAAUCAAGGGAAGAUGAAUCUCACUGAUUUAGCAUUUGUGGAUGAAACUUAAGCAGGAUUUUCAUGGUUGUAAUGAAACAAUUCCUUUAAAAUGCUGGCAGUCCUUUAACCCUAUUGAUAUAAGAAGAAUCUUGCUCUCUGCUCUUACUGUAAUCUAUGCAAACUGAAAGUGAAAGCUGACAGUUGUAACCCUCAGCAAAUGUGCUUUUAAAUACAUUUUAAUCCUUUUGCUUAAGUACAUUUAAAUAGGAAUUUUCUUAUGUUGUUGUCCAUAUGUAAAAUAAGCAGCAUGCACAAAAAUGUCUGCACUUAUGUCAAAUUAUUACUGAAACCUUAAAAGCACUUGGCAGGUGGAGUGACAAUACCAAACCUUAUCAAAGAGACAAAAAAAGGAAUGGAAGAUUUGACCAGAAAUUCAGCUCAGUUUAUUAGCUCUCUCUUUAUAAUGAAGCUUUCAGUGAUGCUUAUAGCAAGCUGUAGAUUAAGAAAUUUUGCUUGUCUUAAGGGGUUAGGCUCAUGCAUAACAUGGCGGUGUAGGUGGAGCUUAUUAACAAAUGUUAAAAGCACAUUCAUACAUUUAAGGACAUUAAAAAUCUGCCAUCCAUAUUAGCAAGUAGUAAUAUUCUUAUCAAAGAACAUCUUACUAUAAGAAAUAAAGAUAAAAGAUUUGAGUGAAGAAUAAUAAAAUUCACUUUUCUUCUGAAAAGCUGUUGUUUAAGAGAGCAUUUUAUAUA
Messenger RNA from Pseudopodoces humilis (Tibetan ground-tit), 1621 nucleotides. RefSeq names its product calcium homeostasis modulator family member 6 (gene CALHM6). NCBI's taxonomy places the organism in Eukaryota, Metazoa, Chordata, Aves, Passeriformes, Paridae. Gene Ontology annotation, cellular component: plasma membrane. Gene Ontology annotation, molecular function: monoatomic cation channel activity. The record is from RefSeq and is a predicted model, not a curated record.